ACGCCAGCUGCCCUGGUUAAGCAUAACCACGAAACGACUCCACACGAGCCGUCUUUAUCUUCUGCACGCUGUCCUACGGCCACAGGGCCAGUCCAAUUCCUUCUUUACAUCAUAAGCAUACACAGCAUAAUGUCUGUGUCACCACGCUCGCGCCCAGGCGCAUCCUCAGACCUCGCUGCCUCCGGGCUAACGAUUCCGUCGGACAGCGAGAACUACGAUGCCAACAACGAGUCGUCUGCGUCCUCGGCUCCCCCGUCGUCGAGCAACAGCGCGCCCAUGAUUCUGUACCAGCCACCUACAGUUUGGGGACUUGUGCGCGGCGCAGCGAUCAAUUUGUUACUUCCAUUCAUCAACGGACUGAUGCUCGGGUUUGGCGAGCUGUUUGCUAACGAGCUCGCGUGGAGAUGGGGCUGGGGCGGGACGAAGGUGUUCCCGUCAUGGAGGAGCGGUGUGAGACCUGUGGGCCCCGGAGUAGAGAUGAGGCAAAGUCCCGUGGGCAGGCGAAGACAGUCGGGUGAAGAGAUGGACAUGUAUACGAGCUUGGAAUAGAUGCUGCCUGGUGGCAGCAGGAGGCGAUCGGAAUCCGGUUAAGACCUCCCACUGCCCACGAACCAUUUGGGGGCUCAACACUUUUCAUCAGCGAAUGCACGAUGUACGCGAGAUUGCGACGCUGGUGAACGUGUAUCAUAGAUUGGCCAACCGGCCUCAUUAGACUCGGUUGGGUUUCGAAAAUUUCUCAAGCAUUUACGGCGGUUACACAGCAACGCGGACCAAUAAAAAUACAGUGAUAUUGAUUUAGCAAUUGAUAAACAGGCAUUUUCUUUCA
Verruconis gallopava is the source of this 826-nucleotide messenger RNA. RefSeq lists its product as uncharacterized. Lineage: Eukaryota; Fungi; Ascomycota; Dothideomycetes; Venturiales; Sympoventuriaceae. The record is from RefSeq and is a predicted model, not a curated record. Gene Ontology annotation, cellular component: mitochondrial outer membrane. Gene Ontology annotation, biological process: protein insertion into mitochondrial outer membrane; mitochondrial outer membrane translocase complex assembly. The transcript has 2 exons. The coding region runs from base 130 to 549 and encodes 139 amino acids.